Molecule: messenger RNA, 401 nt
Organism: Cherax quadricarinatus
Lineage: Eukaryota; Metazoa; Arthropoda; Malacostraca; Decapoda; Parastacidae
Source: RefSeq, a predicted model, not a curated record
UUAACAGGAAGAUACAUCACAUAUUACGGAUAAUGCGUGUGGUGGUGAUGAUGGUGGUGAUGAUGAUGGUGGUGGUGAUGAUGGUGGUGAACACUGUCAGCAGCAGCAACAUUAAACUGGUCGACAACGGAUAUGAGAAUGUUGUGGUGGCCAUUUCUCCCUCCCUGGACGAAAGUUUAGCCCACGACAUCGUCUCCUCCAUCAAGGAGACGCUGACGGAAGCCUCAGAGGUGCUGUUCAGAGCCACCAGGAACAGGACCUACUUCAGAGACAUCAAAAUCCUUCUGCCAAAAUCUUGGACCGAAACUGAAUAUGAUGAAUUGGCAACCAACGAGAAUUUUGAGGCUAGUGUUUUAGUGUAUGUGAAGAGAGGAUUAGGAGAUUAGUGAGGGGGGGUAAUG